Messenger RNA from Tinamus guttatus (white-throated tinamou), 2089 nucleotides. The record is from RefSeq and is a predicted model, not a curated record. Lineage: Eukaryota; Metazoa; Chordata; Aves; Tinamiformes; Tinamidae.
GUCUAUUAUAAGCAGAAGGUUUUUCUGUAUUGUUGGCACGCUAUACCUGUAUCGGUGUAUCACGAUGUACGUAACGACGCUCCCAGUACCUGGCAUGCAUUUCAACUGCUCUCCAAAGCUUUUUGGAGACUGGGAAUCUCACAUGCGCAGGAUCAUGAAGCUGCUCGCCGGCGGAGGGCUGUCCAUCACGGGAUCCCACAACAUGUGCGGUGACUACCUGUACAGCGGUCACACCGUCAUAUUAACACUCACGUACUUGUUUAUCAAAGAGUAUUCCCCCCGGCGCCUCUGGUGGUAUCACUGGCUUUGCUGGACGCUCAGCAUGGUUGGGAUGUUCUGCAUCCUCCUCGCUCAUGACCACUACACUGUGGACGUGGUGGUGGCUUACUACAUCACUACACGACUCUUCUGGUGGUAUCACACCAUGGCCAACCAGCAAGUGCUAAAAGAAGCUUCCCAAACUAACCUCCUGGCACGGGUCUGGUGGUACAAGCCCUUCCAGUACUUUGAGAAGAACAUCCAAGGAAUCGUACCUCGCUCCUACCACUGGCCCUUCCCCUGGCCCGCGCUCCACCGGGGGCGGCAGGUUAAGUACAGCAGACUGGUGAACGACACAUAACAGCGUGUCGGGAAGACAGCAGGUCAGGCGGGGCAGAAAGGACCCGUCCCAAGUGCUAAAAACUCCACACGAGAAGAUGCCAUAAAAAGAAAAACAAAAAACCACAGCAAACCCGGCUCCCUAACCCUUUCUUUUAACAGUUACCCUGACUUUACCCUAUUCAGUUACCUGGUAAGCACUGUGAUCUUUUUUUUCUCUCCAAAGGAUCUGCGUUGGACAACAAUAAAGCAAAUUUAACUUAUCAUGCACUGUUAUAGAUUUCUUGUUAAUAGAUUUGGGAUUUGCAUUACCCAUCACCGUGUUCCUUUGUAUAUGAUGCGACAGCGUAGAUGAAAGCUUUUAUAUCAUAAGUUCUGGUCUUUCCAGUCACAUCUGGGAAUAAAGCAUAUUAUUUUCUUGGGAAAACAUACUUUUCAUAUCUCUUGCCCCAAAGAUUGGGCUGUAAGCCAUUUUCUAGCAAAUGACUCUAUGAAGGUUUCUAAAUUACCUGUCUUGGGUAAAAAUUGAGAAAUCUUUCUACCUGUUGCACCGAGGCAAAUAUAAGAUGAUAGACACAGGAAGGUUUGGUAAAUUCGAUUUUGUAGAAGCUGCAGUGACUGUGUCCAAAAAAAAAAAAAAAAAAAAGUAAAGUGAUUUUCUAAGUAUUUCCUAACUUUAUUUUUCAAAAUGUGUAUGAAGAUUAAAUUUAAAAAGAUUUUUACAUGUCAGAGAAUAGAGAGUUAAAAUUUAAAAACAAAAAAUGCUUCUUGGGAGAGAGAGAGAUUUGUCUAUGUUUCUAGUGCCUUUCUUGUCUUGAUUGUACGGUCAGUAGGCAGUCUUAAAUGUUUUUAUUUAAAAUAAAGUAUUCCAUAAAAGCAGAGUAUAUAUACUGUAUAAUUACUAAUUUUUUUUUGCGUUUAUAGCUAAAUUAAACUGGAAAUUUGCUUUUAAGGUUGAAAUUGCCAUGCGUAGGGAAAAACCAAAUGGAAAGGGUCCGAUCUUGUUCACACAUUGUGGGCAGGUCAUAUUAAAAGAUAUCACUUUAUUGUCUACUUGGUAGCUGUAUUUAAAAAAAAAAGAAAAAAAAAAGAAAAAACAGCCAUGAAUUCCUGUUUUUUAAGAAUUUUACAAAUGAUCACUGAGUGAACCACGAAUGGUCUCUCCAGUACUGAAAUGUUGUUGCAAAACAACAAAGAUAAUCUAUUUCUUUAAAAUAUUUGUGCAGAAACUGCAUGUAAUUAUAAGUUUUACUCCUACCAUACAUACUGUAUGUCUGGAGAAGUAUUCUAUGCUACGUGCAGAACAUGCCAAUGUGCAGAACAAAAUAGAUUUUUUUAAGAAUGAAGAAGAAGAAAUAUAUAUAUAAAUAUAUAUAUAUCCAGUCUGUAUUUUACGUGAAGCAGAGUUAUCUUCUGUAGGGUUUUUGUGUAUUCACAAGGUGAUAUUUGUAUUGUAAAACAAAAAAUGGUGAAGGAAAAUAAAAAGGCUUUU